UGUUUCAGAAACUGAAUAUUAUACUGGUAUGAAGUCUGGGAUUUGCUAUAAUAUAAUUAUUGCUGAAGUUACUCUUGCACUAAUGCAAAAAAAAACCUGUGCUAAACUGACAAUCCAGUAGCUUCAAAAUGACUAAAAAGAGGAAACACCAAGAGGAUUUUCAAAAGGUGAAGCUAAAAGUUGGAAAAAAGAAGCCUAGACUAGAAAAUGCAACUGAUACAAACUUCAAAACAAAGGCCAUAUAUCUUCCUGAACAGCUUAAAGAGGAUGGAAUACUUCCCACAAACAAUAGAAAACUUAACAUAAAGGAUCUGCUUUCACAGAUGCAUCACUAUAGUGCCGGAGUUAAGCAAAGUGCUCUUCUUGGGCUCAAAGAACUGCUGUCCCAGUAUCCGUUUAUAAUUGAUGCACACCUUUCAAAUAUACUAAGUGAGGUGGCAGCUGUGUUUACAGACAAGGACUCUGGUGUCAGAGUAGCAGCAAUCCGGCUCCUUCAGUUCUUGGCUCCAAAAAUCCGAGCUGAGCAGAUUGCUCCAUUUUUUCCUUUGGUAAGUGCCCAUCUCUCCAGUGCCAUGACUCACAUCAGUGAAGGAAUUCAGGAGGAUUCUUUAAAGGUCUUGGACAUCUUGUUGGGAGAGUACCCAAUCCUCCUUACUAAUCGCUGUAGUAUGUUGCUGAAGAAUUUUGUAGAGCUUAUUUCUCACCAGCAGUUGUCAAAAAACCUGAAAAGUAGAGAGAAAAUAUCCUGGAUGCUAUCUGUUAACCCUAACCGCAGAGUAACUUCACAGCAAUGGAGGCUGAAUGUACUGAUCAGACUCAAGAAGUUUCUCCAGGCAUUGGUAGAUGGUUCCAGCGGAUCAGAAGAUGAUGAAGGAAUCCAGGAGCAAAAGGAGAACUCCCAGUUCAUGAGGAAUUCAGUAUGUAUAAGCUGGAAGGAGCAUGCCAGUAACCAGCAGCACAUCCAGCUAUAUGAAAAUGGUGGGUCACAACCAAGGAUCGAUUCAGCGUUCAGGCUAAGGUCCCUGGUAAGCGUGACAGACAGUAUGGAAAAAGGCCUGUCUUCUGCUGAAAAUUUAAAAGGGUUUAUUGAGAUAAUAAUUCCAUUAUUGAUUGAGUGCUGGACUGAAGCGUCUCCUGCACAACUUGCUGCUCCCAUUCUUGGUAAUCUUUUGGAACCUGAAUCUCAACAGCUGAUGCAGCAAGUGCUUAGUAUCAUAUACCUGCUGUGGAAACUCACAAAGCAACAUGAUGAAACACACAAAAUGGAGGCAUGGCUUCGAAUGAAUUACCUUGUUGAUUUCAAGCAUCACUUCAUGCGUCAUUUUCCUUAUUCUUUACAAGAAACAAUUAAGCACAAAAAGAGAGAUCCAUACAAAAGCACCAAGUAUUAUAUGACAUCGUCAAACAGCGUAGACCAUCUUUUAUUGAAUUUAACCCUGUGUGACAUUAUGGUUUCACUGGCAAGUGCUUCAACACUUCAAAUGGAUUCUGACUGGCUGGAUAUGAUAAGAAAGUUUGUGACCGAAACCCUUCAGGAUGGUUGCAGAUUGAACUGCAAGCAGUUGAACAGAUUGCUUGGAGUGACAUGGAGACUAAUGCAAAUACAACGAAACAAAGUGGCAACAGAGACUUUGAUAAAAGCAGUAUAUAUACUGUACCAGCAGAGGAAUCUCCUCUUUCCUGUUCGUAUGUUGCUUUUGAAAUUUUUUAGCAGAGUUUAUCAGAAAGAAGAACUGAGCAGUCAAAAAAUCAGAAGCCGAAGUAAAGUUUUAUCUCGUUGGCUGGCUGGCCUACCUCAGCAGCUUGCUCUGCUUGGCUCAAGAAAGCCUGAGCUUUCAAAACAGUUGAUUGAGACCAUUCAUUCUGCUGCAUCUCAUUCAAACAAGGAAUUUUUACAAAGUUUGCAAGCCACUGCUUCUCGAAUUUAUGAUCCAGUAGAUGGCACUCUGGUUCUCCUUCCAGCAGAAUCACAGAAACGUUUAGUGCAGCUUGUAUACUUUCUACCGUGUCUACCAACCGACUUACUUUCUUCUCUAAGUCGCUGCUGCAUUAUGGGAAGAAUGUCUUCAGAUCUAGCUGCCACCCUCAUUGGGAUACUGCGUAUGAGAUCUUCCUUUGCUGGAUGGAAAUGCCAAGUGCAGGACAGUUCAGUGAACGAUGUGGACUACUUCAGCUUCUUGUUUUCGACACUUACGGGAUUCUCUAAAGAGGAGUUGACUAGCCUUCAGAGCAUUAAAGGAAAACCUCACAUUAGUCAGACACAGCUUUCACCUGUCCAUCUCUACCUGACUGAUCUGGACCAAUUUUUACACCACUGGGCUGUGACAGAGGUGGUAUGUCACAGCUUAUCCACUAUACCUUCACGAAGUCAGUGUUUUGACAUCCUCCAGAACGGUAUCUGUAAAUAUCUGGUUGGACUGGCUGUAAUACCUGAUAGCACAGCUGGAUCUGUUUUGUGUGCCAUGAGUAAGCUCCUGGAUCAAGCUUGCAUCCUUAGUGAAAAUCUACACAAGUUUCUAGCCUCUUGCUGUUAUAGUCUUCUUUACUUCCUGUUAACUUUAGACAAAGAGGAUGCAGAACAUGCGCGGAAGAGGGACAUGUUAUGGGGAUCGUGUAUUUCAGUGCUAGCUCUCGUGCCACGAGUGUUUAGGUUGAUGCUGCAGAGUCUUCAAGUGAGCAGGGCCUGUCGGGAAGAACUGCCUGUCAUUGGUCAGUUGUUGCGUUUGCUAAUGCAGCAUGGACAGCUCAGGAGUCACAUGGUGACAAGUGAACUUCUUGUGCAACAGAUUGUCAAGGAUAUUAUGACAUUGAAGAGUGGUGAAGUCCAAGAGCAAUGGCUAACAGACCUCCAUUACUGUUUCAACAUAUAUCUUGCCACACAUCCACAGGGACCCGGUGCUAUUAGCACAGAAUAUUGAAGAGAUGAACAUUGUGCAUCUGCUUUAAAGUGUUUACUUCCAUUUAAUUCUGAAAGGAAAAUGUUGGGCCAAUGUUUGUUACAAAAAAAAUUUUAAGUGGAACUUUAAAUAAAUUUUUUUUCAUAAAAUCUGUUUGUACUACUUUCUUGCUUCAAGACCAAAGUAAUGUAACAUUGCAGUGCAAGUAGAUUAGGUAAAAACUGACUGCAGAAGAGGAUACGCUGAGGAAGUGAAAAUAUUAAAUGCUGUCACUGGGAUGUGGAGAGCAUCUCCUUUGUUUAUUCGAUUCUUUACUGACUCCAGUCAUUUUCCAUUAUUUGUAACAAUACUGAAAUGAUUUCAUUGUGUAAUAUACAAUGCAAAAAUACUACUCCAUGCUUUUUAAGGUGGAAUAACAGUAUUCUGGAUAUUUAUUCUUUACUACAUUUCUAUUUUUUAUAUUUAAUAAAGUCAAAGUAAUAAUAUUCAACAUGCUUAGGACAAAAGUUUAAGAAAAAAAUUAUGUAACGUUCCUUUUUUUCUUACAUGUCCACCAAAGUGAUCCCCUUGUCUGCCUUUCAGUUUCACUUGUGAAGUCAAUGGCAAAACUCCAGCUGACAUCAGUGGGAGAAGGCCCCAUGGUGUGUGUCGAUAUAUAGUUACAAUUUCACUAAUGAAGAAAUUUACUUUGUUUUGAGGGGAGAGGGUGAAGUGGUGAAAUCUUGGCCCCACUGACUUCUAUAGGUCCAGCCUUUCACCCUAGAAACUUAACAGUUAACAUGGUCCUUUCUUUGAGUCACUAUUUUUACCAGUACAUUAGUAUCUAACAGUGAGCUCAGACACAAUGUUCCCUGUUAGUGAAGAAUCAAAGCACACAGGUUGCUGUUGAGCAGAUGCACUCAUUUCUAGUGGAGGCUAUACUUUCUGCUCUGUGUAGAUUUUCAGAUACUUAUUACAGGUAAUUGCAAAGCUUUUGGUACUCUGAAUUUGGGGUAAGAUGAGACACAGUGACAAAGAUUUUCUAAAAUAGUUAAUCCUUUAAUAUAACUGGCUCCGCACAUCUAACGUGAUUAGAGCAGUUUG
Molecule: messenger RNA, 3980 nt
Organism: Gopherus evgoodei (Goodes thornscrub tortoise)
Lineage: Eukaryota; Metazoa; Chordata; Testudines; Testudinidae
Gene: TEX10
Product: testis expressed 10
Exons: 15
Coding region: 129-2918 (929 amino acids)
Cellular component (GO): MLL1 complex; nucleus
Source: RefSeq, a predicted model, not a curated record